This is a messenger RNA of Paralichthys olivaceus (Japanese flounder), 2008 nucleotides long. The record is from RefSeq and is a predicted model, not a curated record. Lineage: Eukaryota; Metazoa; Chordata; Actinopteri; Pleuronectiformes; Paralichthyidae.
AGUUGAGCGUAAUAAAACCGUGUGAGCUCAUCGCUGGAGUCAGUGUUCGCUUCGCUGUCACUGGAAUAAACAGUCGCUUGUUCUUUCAGGUGUCUCUCCGCUGCGGACAGACCCGAGUGUGCGCGCGGGACGGAAGUGGACAGUGGACGGAUCAGGUCUCAUUUCACCUGCGGGACAAAGUGGAACUAACGUCACGUGCAGCUCGGUUCUGUAUCAGCCAUAAUGAAGAUCCCCUUAUUUUGUCUGUGUGCACUGGUGAUGCUGCAUGGCCUUGAGGGUGCACUGCCCCAGGCCCCCUCGUAUGGUGAACGGGGCUCAGAUCUCGGCAUACAGGUAUUUCAGCAAGUGGCGCGCUCAAAGCCCCAGGAAAAUGUAGUGAUGUCACCCCAUGGAGUGGCUUCCAUCCUGGGCAUGCUGCUAGCUGGAGCCCACGGUGACACCCGGAAGCAGAUCAUUAGUGGCCUGCGCUACAAGAAAAAUGGUCCUUAUAAGAUGUUGAAGAAACUGCACAAGACCCUGACAGCAAAGUCCAACCAGGACGCUGUGCUGAUCGCCAAUGGCAUUUUCAGCCAGGAGGGUUUCCCCAUGGAGGAGUCCUUCGUAGCCACCAACAAAGGCAACUUCCAAAGUGAGAGCAGGAGCUUGAACUUCAGCAACCGCGAGAAGGCAGCCAAUGAAAUCAAUGAAUGGGUCAACAAUAAGACCAAAGGUCACAUCUCCAGCUUGAUCAAACCAGACAUGCUGGACCCGACACUGACCCGUCUGGUCAUGGUCAACUCAAUCUACUUUAAAGGCUUAUGGAAGUCCCGCUUCCAGCCGACGAACACUAAGAUGAAGCCCUUCAAGGCGGGUGAUGGGAACGUAUAUUCAGUCCCAAUGAUGUCGCAGCUGUCUGUCUUCAACAUAGGUAUGGCCACCACACCACAGGGGGUGAAGUAUAAGAUCAUCGAGCUGCCCUAUCAUGGCAACACCAUCAGCAUGCUGAUUGUCCUGCCCUCUGAUGAGGACACAGCACUGUCCCGUGUCAUCCCACACAUCAGCACAGCCACAGUAAAGAGCUGGACCGAAGUGAUGCGCAUGAGGAAGGUCCAGCUGGCCAUUCCCAAGUUUACUGCUGAUGCAGAGGUAGAUUUGGAAGCUCCACUUGCAGCACUGGGAAUAACCGACAUGUUCAGUCAGGCCAAAGCUGACUUCAGACACAUAAGUGCUGAGGGUUUGCAUGUAUCCAAGGCCCUUCAGAAAGCCAAAAUUGUUGUGAAUGAGGACGGAACUAAAGCAGCUGCUGCCACUGCUGCCAUUUUGCUGGCUCGGUCCUCUCCACCCUGGGUGACAGUGGACAGACCUUUCCUCUUCCUCAUCAGACACAACCCAACAGGUACCAUUCUCUUUAUGGGCCAGAUCAACCAGCCUUGAGCCGAGCCCUCACUGGACAGCCCCUGGUAGUGUCAUAGGCCAGCACAAAAAAAAUACUUCUACACUGCCAUGAUGAACACAAACAAACUCUCACACACACACACACACACACAYRYGYGYGCRCACACACACACACACACACACACACGMGCGCGCGCGCACACACACACUUUUGCUGUAGACUUUAUGUACAGUGUGGACAUAUGAUGUAAUUUGUUAUAAAUAUUGCUUUUUAUGUUUCUCAUUUUCUGUAAUGCAUAACAUGCUUUAUACAAUGUUUUGCAGACUAAGUUUUCUGAAAAGUUUUAAUUUUUUUAUACUUUUUAUUUUGACUUUAUUACAUUUUUAAGACUUGUGUAUUUUCUCAACUCUGAAAUAAUUUACUUUUUUUUUUCUUUCAUUGCAUCACUUUCAGUUUAAAAGCUUUCCAUCUGAAGUCAAGUCACUCCAGUUCAUUCUAAGCUUCACUCCUCAGUUACCUUGAACACUUGACAUUCAGCUACUUAAAUAUGAUUCUUUCCUUCACUGAGGAAGUCUUCUCUUAUUAUACCUGCUUCAUAUUUGAGAAAAUAAAUACACAUAUUUAAAACACCAA